Molecule: messenger RNA, 3597 nt
Organism: Ahaetulla prasina
Lineage: Eukaryota; Metazoa; Chordata; Lepidosauria; Squamata; Colubridae
Gene: CUBN
Product: cubilin
Exons: 17
Coding region: 181-2097 (638 amino acids)
Molecular function (GO): calcium ion binding
Source: RefSeq, a predicted model, not a curated record
AGGGAUGAAGUGUCUAAGCUUUCUUCCUUGGAGCCUGGUGACAUUCUUGAUAAUUUUUGAGGAAAACUAUGGAUCUGAUGCUGAUGAAAAAAAUAGACCCAGAAAGAACAUUAAUCAGGCACAAUCCAAAGGAAUAAAGAUGAAAUUCUAGAACUAAAAAGACUCACCAGCACAACUCUCAUGGAGAUCAUUCAGCUUCAGUCCCAGAUUGUGAAUAUUGAAGACCGAUUUCAUAAUCUUGAGAUGAUCUUCCUUAAAAAAGCCUGUAAUAGCAACCCUUGCCAGAAUUCUGGAAUCUGCAUAAACCUACUAGAUGCUUUCUUUUGUCUUUGUCCCAACAAUUGGCAGGGACCAGAUUGUUCUGUUGAUGUUAAUGAAUGCCAGCUUUAUGAAGGAACAUCCUUAGGAUGCCAGAAUGGAGCAACAUGUAUAAAUAAGCCAGGGAAAUACAGUUGCAUUUGUACACCAGAAACAUAUGGACAGUACUGCACAUCAAAAUUUGAUGAUUGUCAAGGAGGAUCCUCUCUUCUUUGUGGGCAUGGGGUUUGUGUGGAUGGAAACAGAGAACAGAUCCAUCAGCCAAAUUAUACUUGCAUCUGUGAUGAUGGCUGGAUGUCGCCUCCGGGGAGCCUUGCUUGCAAUGCUGACAUUGAUGAAUGCAGCCUCCCAAACCCACCUUGUUCAGUGAAUCCUCCUGUACGGUGUAUCAACAUGCCAGGCUUUUAUUUCUGCGAUCCUUGUCCAGCAGGUUAUGAAGGUGAUGGAAAAGUAUGCACACUGGUUAACAUAUGCUCAGUCGACAAUGGGGGCUGCCAUCCACUUGCUGUAUGUAACAGUGUAUCAGGUCCUGUACCUAAUUGUGUUUGCCCAGAUGGAUACACUGGAAAUGGUUAUGGUUCAAAUGGAUGUUUUGCCCUGAACAUCAUAUGCCAAACACACAACCCUUGUGAAAAUGGACAAUGUGUUGAUACAGUCUCUGGCUAUAACUGUGAGUGUGAUCCUGGUUGGAUUGGUAUCAACUGUUCAGAAAACAUAGUUGCAGAUUGUGGAGGAUCCCUUACUGGCUCCUCAGGAUCAUUCAGUUACCCUAACAAUUUAGGAUAUGUGGAAUAUAAUCAACAGGUCAAUUGUAAUUGGGUUGUCAGGACCAAUUAUAAUAAGAUUCUACACAUCACUUUCUCAUUCUUUCUGCUGGACGGGAGUAAAGGCUGUAGAUUUGAUUAUCUCCAGAUUCAUGAUGGGGAGUCAACAUCUGCAAAUAUGCUGGGGAAAUACUGUGGACCACAUCAACCAGAGCAGCUUUUUAGCAGUCACAAUUCUUUGUAUUUUUCAUUUCAUUCUGAGCACAUGAUUAGUGGGAACGGGUUUACAGUUCACUGGGAGUCUCAACAGCCUAAAUGCGGUGGAGAACUGAACAGUACAUAUGGGAUAAUUAAUUCACCCGGCUAUCCUGGCAACUAUCCUCCCAAUAGAGAUUGUUAUUGGAUCAUUUCAACUAAUCCUGGUCUUCUUAUUACAUUUGCUUUUGGUGUAUUGAGUCUUGAACAUCAUGAUAACUGUACCCAAGAUUAUCUUGAGAUUCGAGAUGGCCUUAUCUCACAAGAUCCCCUCCUUGGGAAAUAUUGCACUACUUGGUUACCACCUCCUCUUCAAACCACUGGUCCAUAUGCUUGGGUACAUUUUCAUUCCAAUGGUUUUGAUAACGAUAGAGGAUUCCAUAUCGCAUACAUAACAUCACCUGUGGAUCCCAACUGUGGAGGAAACUAUACAGAUAGCAAUGGGAUCAUCAUGUCUCCCUACUGGCCCAAUUCUUAUCUGAAAAACAGACAAUGUGUUUAUAUCAUCCGACAGCCACCCAAUAAAAAAAUCUACUUGAAUUUCACACACCUAGAGCUGGAAAGACAUCAUAACUGCUCUCGGAACUAUAUUGAGAUCCGAGAUGGUGACACUGAGAGGGCUCCCUUAAUCAAAAAGUUCUGUGGAAAUAUGCUCCCUUCUGCAAUCACUUCCAAUCAAAGUAGCCUCUGGGUCAAGUUCAAAUCUGAUAUUUCAGUUAAUACUUCUAACUUCCGGGCCACUUAUGAAGUUGGCAAGUGAAACAACCAACUUAAGAUCGACAGAUGAUGCUGUUAAUAUGACUCUGCACUACAUUCUACAACAUCUUGAAUCUCCAAAGACCUAUGCAAUGGUCCUUUUUAUAGAGUUCAGCUCAACAUUCAAUACCAUCAUUCCAGAUAUUCUUCUAACUAAACUAAACCAGCUAAUUAUACCUUACCACACUUGUAAAUGGAUCAUAAGCUUCCUAACAGACAGGAAGCAACAGGUGAAGCUAGGCAUAAUCACAUCAGAUACCUGUACAAUUAGUACAGGAGCCCCCCAGGGCUGUGUGCUCCCUCCACUUCUUUUCUCUCUAUACACCAAUGACUGCAUCUCAAAAGAUCCCUCUGUUAAAGUACUGAAGUUUACAGAUGGUACAACAGUGAUUGGUGUCAUUUGAAACAACGAUAAAUCUGCAUACAGACAAGAAGUUAAACAACUAGCCUUGAGGUGCAACUGGAACAAUCUUGAACUAAACACAUUCAAAAUACUAUAUUACCACCUCUUACAAUAGUAGACAACACCGUAUCAACAGUGGAGAACUUCACGUUUCUAGGCUCUAUCAUAUCUCAAGACUUAAAAUGGACACCUAACAUCCAAAACAUCAUCAAAAAAGCAACUCAGAAAGUUGCGCCAACUCAGAAAGCUCAAACUGCCCAAAGAGCUGCUGAUUCAGUUCUACAGAGAAAUUAUUGCGUCUGUCAUCUGCACCUCUAUAACUGUCUGAUUUGGUUCUGCAACCAAACAAGACAGACACAGACUUCAAUGGAUAAUUAGAACUGCAGAAAAAACAAUUGCUACCAACCUGCCUUCCGUUGAGGACCGGUAUACUGCAUGAGUCAAAAAGGGCUGUGAAAAUAUCUACAGACCCCUCCAUAAAUUGUUUCAACUUUUAUUCUCAAAAUGACGCUAUAGGACAUUGCACACCAGAACAACUAUGCACAAGGACAGUUUUUUCCUGAAUGCCAUCACUCCGCUAAACAACUAAUUUCUGUCAAACUAUUUACUAAGACUGUAUUACUAUUAUUAUUCUCAUCUUUCCUAUUACCUAUCUCCUACCACUUAUGACUAUAACCAUGUUGCUUGUAUUUAGUGUUUGUUUGUAGUCAUGGUUAUCACUAUAACCAUGCUGCUUAUAUUUAGAAGAACAGAAUAUAAUUUUAUUAUGGUUGUAGACCAGAAAUAGACAUCACUGUUCCAUGUUGCUUGUAUUUUACGAUUUAUAUUGUUCUGUUUCUUUCCUAGUAUGAGUUGAUUGCUUAUUAGUAACCUAUGUCUAUCAACACUUAGAUAAGUGUUGUAUCUAAUGAUUCUUGGUGAAUGUAUUUUUUCUUUCUUCUUUUUUUCCUUUUUUUUUUAUUUGCAUUUAUAUCUCGCCCUUCUCCGAAGACUCAGGGCGGCCUACACUAUGUACUUUUAUGUACUCUGAGAGCAUAUGCACUAAAGAUAAAUUCCUUGUGUGUCCAAUCACACUUGGCCAAUAAAGAAUUCUAUUCUAUU